AUGGCGGGCACCAAAGGCGAGAGCUUCCCGAUCCUCUCAUACCAGCCUCUGCGGCUCUUCUAUCAGUUCUUUGGCGGUCUUUUCAUCCUUUUCUUCCGGCUCCCCGUCUGGUGUGUGCAGGCUCUGAUCCCGGCAUGCCGCCCUCACCCGAAAUGGGGCUUCAAGCAGGCGCUCAUGGCGCGCCUGACACAGGGCAUCGUGGUCCUGCCCAUCCACGGCGGCGCCUUCGUUCUAGGCGACGGCCGCACGGGCUACAGCGGCUUCUUGGCUAAGACACUGAUCGAAAAUGCCGGCGUCAGCGCCGUCUUCGCGCCGCAAUACCGCCUGUCUGGCUACGGCGGCGCCAGUGUUGCCGCCGCCAACCCGUUUCCCGCCGCGCUGCAAGACGUCGUCACCAGCUAUCUGUACCUGGCCCAGACCCUCGGCAUCCCGCCCCGGCGUAUCGUGCUCUGCGGCGAUAGCGCUGGUGGCAACUUGGUGAUUGCCCUGCUGCGCUACCUCGACACCUCCGGAGAGGACCUCGGUAUCGCCGCCCCGAGUAGCGCCGUGCUGAUCGCCCCGUGGGUCGACCCGCUCGCCAGCUUGGGGCCGGACUCGGUGUACAAGCAGCACGAGCACUGGGGCACCGACUACCUGCCCGUGUCGUUCCUCCGUUGGGGUGCCAAGGUGUACUCGUCCGGUGUGACUGGCGAGAAUCUGUUAUAUGUGACGCCUCUUGGCAACCCUUGGAAGACCCAGGUUCCUGUUUUCGUGAGCAUGGGUGAGGCGGAGAUCCUGGAGACCGACGGCACUGCGUGGUGCCGCCAGAUGCAGAAGGCGGGUGGCAACAUCGAAGUGUAUUACGAGGAACAUGCCGUCCACGAUACUUUGUUGAUGGGCGCCAUCAUUGGCUGGGAGGAGAGUGCGCAGGUCGUGGCGUCGAGGAUCGGGGAGUUUGUGGCUAAGGUGCAGAAGGAGACGGAUUCAUAG
Diaporthe citri is the source of this 969-nucleotide messenger RNA. RefSeq lists its product as uncharacterized. Gene Ontology annotation, molecular function: hydrolase activity. The record is from RefSeq and is a predicted model, not a curated record. Bases 1 to 969 code for a protein of 322 amino acids. NCBI's taxonomy places the organism in Eukaryota, Fungi, Ascomycota, Sordariomycetes, Diaporthales, Diaporthaceae. The transcript has a single exon.